Ilex paraguariensis (yerba mate) is the source of this 281-nucleotide messenger RNA. Lineage: Eukaryota; Viridiplantae; Streptophyta; Magnoliopsida; Aquifoliales; Aquifoliaceae. The record is from the annotation of a GenBank genome assembly.
AUGGAAAUCAUGCCAUGUUCUACAACAGGUUUGUUUGAGGUUAAAGAGAAACAUGGGAACUUUGAUGUUAUUUUUGUAAGGAAAUCAUAUGGAUAUGGUAAAUGGGAGGCAAUUGGACUAAUAUUCUCAGAAACCAUGUGUCAUGUCCCAACAUAUGAUAUGCCUUCAUUGGGAAUUUCUAGUGAUAAAUUUGGCGAUGAAAAUGAUAAAGAAUCAUCUUCAAAUGAUGUGUUUCUUGUAUCUCCUCGCUCUAAAAAACUGCUAGGAUGCCCACAAAGAAA